Molecule: messenger RNA, 11045 nt
Organism: Anolis carolinensis (green anole)
Lineage: Eukaryota; Metazoa; Chordata; Lepidosauria; Squamata; Anolidae
Gene: minar1
Product: membrane integral NOTCH2 associated receptor 1
Exons: 4
Coding region: 661-3405 (914 amino acids)
Biological process (GO): negative regulation of cell population proliferation; negative regulation of TOR signaling
Cellular component (GO): plasma membrane
Source: RefSeq, a predicted model, not a curated record
CUUCUUUCCCUGAAGCAUCCUCUCUGCCAAGUCCACUGCAUUGUUGUUGCUAGCAGAUCCUGGAGGCUUUGGCAAACCUUGUUUUUGUUUUCCCGACCCCGACAUUGCGCCAAGAGGGUCCCAAUUGGGAGUUGGGGAAGAGGAAGGUCUCCCUUGAACUCCGUGGGCGUUACUUUGGAGUCAAGGGGGCUGGAGCCAGGCGGGGCCUCUUUCUAGUUGGGGAGGGGGUGCUUUUGGUCCCUCCCCGGCUCCUGCGUUGCUCUGGCCGGUGGAUGCAUGGGUGAGGCGGCUCUGUUUUGCCCGGAGAGGAAGCAGCUUGGACUGGGCUCUGGAGGCUCCCAAACAAAGAGGGCCGGGCGGGGGGCAAGCGCCCAGAGCCCCACCAAGGACAGCUCCCAACCCCGGAGACCACCGCUUUGUUGUUCUUCUUUGCCCCGCGGUUGCAUCUCCUCUUCAUCGCAGAAGGGUCGCCAUGGGGGGCCUGCUUGGGGGGCUCCUCUUCUGCCCCUUCCUCCUCCUCUUCAUCUUCCUCCUCCCUGUCGCCAAGUCCCAGCAGAGGCAGAAGAAGAGCUGGAGGUGCAGGAAUCCAGGAGCAUCCAGAUCCAGAGAACUGGAAUAAACCCUUUGGGAUAAACUACAAACUUUGCAAACCCAUCGGCCAUGGAUGCCAGUCAGGACUCGUCUGUGUUCCUGGUCAACAUUUUAGAGGAACUGGAUACCAAGCAGAACACGGUUUCCUAUCAAGACCUCUGCAAAUCGUUAUGUGCCAGGUUUGAUUUGUCCCAACUCGCCAAGCUAAGGAGUGUGCUUUUCUACACUGCCUGCCUGGAUCCCAAUUUCCCUGCCACCUUAUUCAAGGACAAAAUGAGAUGUACCGUCAACAACCAGCAGUCCAAGAAGAUCAUGGUCGCGGCAGACAUUGUGACAAUAUUCAACCUGAUACAGAUGAAUGGUGGCGUGGCCAAGGAGAAGCUUCCCGUUGCCCGAGAGAAGGUGAGGAAGAAAGGAUCGGUGGAGGCUUGUCCUCCUGACCCAGAAGCAUGCGAUAUGUUGGACUGCGUACUUAAUUGUGAGUUGAGGGACGGAGAAUUCAGCUGGGGUUAUUCGAACCUCAGGGCUCCCAAAUGCCAGAAGAUAGACUGCAAGGAUUGCCCACAGUUUGUACCAGCUUCCGAGCCUAACUUUUUACUUGGGCUCAAUAAGGAAACGAAAGGCCGAGCAGCUUCUCUUGAUCGUUUGCAGGCCUUAGCAUCCUAUGCUAUUGCAAACUCUCCCCCUUGUGAGAUGCAGAGUACCUACUUCCCCAUGAACAUAGAAACAGAGUCUGUUUCGGACCAGGACUCCUUGCCCAUCAACGCAAGCAUUAAAGAGACAUUCAUGUCCAACGACGAGCCCUUCGUCAUGCAGUCGUGUGUUCAGAAGCGCAACAUCUUCAAGGAGGACUUCCACAAUCUCAUCACCAUCUCGCCCAACUUGAUCUCGCCCACUGAUAAAGCAGAUGACCUGGCAGAACCUCCUAUCCAGAAGGAGACCUCCAAGCCGCAGGCGUUCUUCAAUCAUAGUUUUGAAAUGCCAUACAGCAGUCAAUACCUGAACCCCAUUUAUUCCCCUGUGCCCGAUAAAAGGCGAGCCAAGCAUGAAAGCUUAGAUGAUCUCCAGGCAUCUACUUACUUUGGGCCAACAACCAUUCUUGGGCCACAAGAUACCAAACGGUGGUUGGGGAAACCAAGCAAGCAAACCCCAUGGCCAGUGAAGAGUUGGAGCCUGAAUACAGAAGAGGUGCCUGAUUUUGAAAGAUCUUUUUUAAACAGGAAACAGUCCGAAGAAAAACCUCGGUACCAGAGUUCAAACGGCCAGCCUUCCCAUUUCCCUGCUGCUGAGAGGCACCAGCCUUAUCUUAGCCCCAAGGAUCAGCAGUCAAUGUUGCAGCUAAACUACGCUGUGAAGCCAAACGGGCAUAAAUCCAAAGACAUUCCCUCCAUUUUGGAAGUGGAGAAGCACGAGCCCAUAAAGAAAUUCAAAGACAAAAGCAUCAACUGCACCUCUGCCCAGUUGUUAAGCAUGGACAAAAGCAACAGUGUUGGGACACAGACCGAGCAACAAGGGCCGGAACACAAGAAAUGCAAGGAGGCGGGCCACCCGAGUCAGAACAAAUACAGCGAGCGACACUCUCUCAAGCAGUCCGACGACGACUCCGAAAUCGUAAGCGAUGAUAUCAGUGAUAUCUUCCGAUUCUUGGACGACAUGAGCAUCUGUGGGUCUUCGGGGGUGAUGCAGUCGUCCUGCUACAACAGCACAGGCUCGCUUUCCCAGAUAAACAAAUCUGACUGCGAAAGCUCCCCCGAGCACCACUUAGCCAAAAUGGCCAAUGGGAAUAACAAGCUGGACAAAGCGUCUCGGAUGGAAAUCAGCGGCACCGACGAUGAGCUGAAGGCCAGCGUGUGCAAACUGGUUCUACGGAUUGGGGAAAUUGAAAAGAAACUAGAGUCUCUCUCGAGUGUCAGGGACGAAAUUUCCCAGGUCCUGGGGAAGCUGAACAAAUUGGAUGAAAAAAUCCAGCAGCCGGAGAAAGUGAGCGUCCAGCUAGACCUUAAUUCCUUGACAAGUGAAGCUCAGUCGGAAGAAAGUACCUCCCCUCGGAUAUUUUCACGCAAUAAUUCUUCACACGGCAGCAAACUAGAGAAUAAUCCAGACUGGUGCUGUUCAGAUGCCAGUGGCAGCAACAGCGAGAGCCUUCGGGUGAAAGCCUUAAAGAAAAGCUUAUUCACCAGGAGGUCCUCGAGGUCACUGACAGAAGAAAACAGCGCCACCGAAUCCAAGAUUGCCAGCAUCUCUAACUCCCCGAGAGACUGGCGAGCGAUCCCGUACACCACCCAGACAGGCAUCACGGAGGAAGAGAUGAAAGACCGAGGCGGGGAGGAAAACAAAGACUGGCACAGGAAAUCCAAAGAGGUGGACAGGCAAUAUGAAAUCCCUCAGGUGCACAGACACUCGAAGCCUCCCAAAGACGGCUACCUGAUCGAGCAAGUCUUCAGCCCCCAUCCUUACCCUGCGUCCCUCAAGUCUCACAUGAAGACCAACCCACUCUAUACGGACAUGCGCCUGACGGAACUUGUGGAAGUCAAGCGGACUCAGCCAUCCUGGACCAUUGAGGAAUACACGAGGAACUCUGGCGAGAAAGGGAAGCUGGCCGCUUUGGACCUACAAACUCAAGAAUCUUUAAAUCCCAACAAUUUGGAAUACUGGAUGGAGGACAUAUACACGCCAGGCUAUGACUCACUAUUAAAGCGCAAAGAAGCUGAAUUCCGAAGAGCAAAAGUUUGCAAAAUCGCUGCCUUGAUUGCCGCAGCUGCCUGUACAGUCAUCCUUGUCAUCGUGGUUCCUAUAUGCACUAUGAAAUCAUGAUUCCCGUGGCAGAGGAAUACACCACGACCUUGUAUAUAACAGUGCUCCAAAUAUCCCGUUUGGUAUUUUCAUGGAAAUAGUUGUAACUGUUCACUGGAAAAGGAUAUUCCAAGAGAAUGCAGCAAUUGAGCAUGCAAAGAAGUUCUGGGUUCCUGAUCCAACCCUCUUUUUAAAAAGAAGCUAUUCCUUUUAAAUAACAAAGCAUUUCACAAAGUGAAUGGUGACUUGGUUUCAAUUUUUACACAUUAUGGCAAGCGAAUCCCUCCCCCUCCUUUGGAAAAGAAGAUAAAACUAUUUUACAAGAUUGGAAAUGGAGGAAGAGAGAGGAUUUUAUUCUUCCCUGGACCAAUGGGAAUUUUAUAUUGAGAGGUUAUAGUAAUUCUUGUACAGUAUGCAUUUCAUCAGAGAGAUCAGAGCUGUGAUGGCACUCUCGGAAAUUUGACGAAUCUGAGGACAGUGUGAUUGUGGUUAUGUAUUCCUUCUUUGUUCAGUUUCAAAAGCAAAUCUGUAGCCUUGGGAAGGGUGGGAUUUGGGAUUUGGAAUCCAAAAGGGCUCUUUGUAACCGGGUCUAGCCAUAAGACCGUAUUGUUAUCCGAGUACACACAAGUCAGGGAUGCAAACUGUUUGGCUCUUUAGAUAUCACUGGGCAGCAAAGCCCAUCCAUUCUAGUUAGCAUGGCUAAUCGUGAAGGAUGAUGGGGCCUAAUAUCUGUUCCCUAUCCCUGUCAAAGGCAAAGCGCCAUCUGCUAUAGACCAAAAAGAAUCUGGUGAAAAGCAAUUCGUAUCUGGGUUUCUGUGAGUUUGCUAGGCUGUCUGGCCAUGUUCCAGAAGAAUUCUCUCCUGACGUUUCACCCACAUCUAUGGCAAGCAUCCUCAGAGGUUGUGAGUUCUGUUGGAAACUAGGCAAGUGGUGUUUAUACAUCUGUAGAAUGUCCAGGGUGGGAGAAAAGACUCUUUCUUUCCCAGGCAGGAAGCAGACAGGCUUUGAAGCUGCAAGGCGAUUCGAUGCUAAUCAAGGUGGUCAAUUGCAACAUUCACACUUGCCUCAAACAGACAUUAGUGAACAUUAGUUCACUAAUUACUAGUUUGGACAUUAGUGAAGAUAAAGGUUUUCUCCUGACAUUAAGUCCAGUCGGGUCCGACUCAUAGAAGUUGAGACUCAUAGCAGAAGUUCACUCCGCUUUCCAGACUCAAACCGCCAAAUUAAGUCUAGUCAUGUCUGACUCUGGAAGUUGGUGCUCAUCUCCAUUUCUAAGCUGAAGAGCCGGCGUUGUCCGUAGACACCUCCAAGGUCAUGUGGCCAAUGGCAUGACUGCAUAGAGCGCCAUUACCUUCCCGCAGAAGCGGUACUUAGUGAUCUACUCACAUUUGCAUGUUUUCAAACUGCUAGGUUGGCAGAAGUUGGGACUCAUAGCGGAAGUUCAUUCCGCUUUCCAGACUCGAACCGCCAAAUUAAGCCUAGUCAUGUCUGACUUUGGGGGUUGGUGCUCAUCUCCAUUUCUAAGUCAAAGAGCCGGCGUUGUCCGUAGACACCUCCAAGGUCAUGUGGCCGGCAUGACUGCAUGGAGCGCCAUUACCUUUUCGCAGAAGCGGUACUUAUUGAUCUACUCACAUUUGCAUGUUUUCAAACUGCUAGGUUGGCAGAAGCUGGGAUUCAUAGCGGAAGUUCACUCCGCUUUCCAGACUCGAACCGCCAACCUUUCGGUCUGCAAGUUCAGCAGCUCAGUGGUUUAACCCGCUGUGCCAUCGGGGGCUCCAACCCUGGACAUUAUUCCACAGACAUAUGCACCCCACUUGCUUAGUUUCCAACAGACCUCACAACCUCUGAGGAUGCCUGCCAUAGAUGCAGGCAAAAGGUCAGAAGAGAAUUUUUCUGGAGCAUGGCCAUACAGCCCAGAAAACUCACAGCAAUCCAGUGGUUCCGGCCAUUAAAGCCUUCGAUAACAAUUCCUAUCUUGGUUUUUGGUUGAGUGUGUUGAAAUCAGCUUUCCAAAAUGCUGGCAUACGCUAUAUCUUUUUUAAAAAGCCAGGCUCUACUCCUUCCCUUUAUUGCAUUUGUUGAACCUGGGAGAGGAGUCAUCUUAUUGUGAGGUGUGUUUUGUGCCUUUUGGAGUGUAAACCAUUAGCGCUGUUGGGUUCUGUGAUAUUUUUUUGUUUUGCCCCAGAUUUUCAGUUCAAUGUUAAGGCAAUCGUAUAACCCAUGAGUGAGGACGAGCUCAAACUCGCACGUUAUGUUUUGCCUCGUUUAUAUCUGAACUUUUAAAAAAUUAGUUUGAAUUUUUUAAAGAAAAUAUGGCUAUUGAAGAAGUAUACUGGGUUUGGCUGUGAUUUCUUAUUUGUGCAUAUACCUGAGUCCAAGGAAGAUGUAAUAUGACUUAAAUUGGUUAUGUAUUUCUUUAUUUACAGUACAGUAGAGUCUCAUUUAUCCAACAUAAACGGGCCGGCAGAACGUUGGAUAAGCGAAUAUGUUGGAUAAUAAGGAGGGAUUAAGGAGAAGCCUAUUAAACAUCAAAUUAGAUUAUGAUUUUACAAAUUAAGCACCACAACAUCAUGUUAUACAACAAAUUUGACAGAAAAAGUAGUUCAAUACGCAGUAAUGCUAUGUAGUAAUUACCGUAUUUACGAAUUUAGCACCAAAAUAUCACGAUGUAUACAACAGAUUUAUUUAUUUAUUUAUUUAUUUACAACAUUUAUACCCCGCCCUUCUCACCCGAGGGUACUCAGGCCGGCUUACAAAAAUUGGCAAAAUUUAAUGCCCAAAAUGCAAUCAUAAAAACAAAACAAUAUAAACAGAUCUAUUAAUAACAUUGGGGUUGUUGUAUGUCUUUCGGGCUGUGUGGCCAUGUUCCAGAAGCAUUCUCUCCUGACGUUUCGCCCACAUCUAUGGCAAGCAUCCUCAGAGGUUGUGAGGUAUUAAUAACAUUGUUAAAACACAUUAUAAAAACCUUAAAAACGUGUAUAUAAUUUGACAGAAAAAGUAGUUCAAUACACAGAAAUGCUAUGUAGUAAUUACUGUAUUUAUGAAUUUAGGACCAAAAUAUCAUGAUGUAUUGAAAACAUUGACUACAAAAAUGUGUUGGAUAAUCCAGAACGUUGGAUAAGCGAGUGUUGGAUAAGUGAGACUCUACUGUAUUUAUAUUCUGAAAGGGACUCGGGCCGGAUCACAGAACACACAUAUGCGGCAAACAUUCAAUGUCGUUUUAUAGACUGACAGACAAUUGUACAUAGAUAGAGGUAUAUAUAUAGGCUUUUCCCCAUCUUCGGCAUCUUGGAGGCUUGUGCUCGGUUCCGCAAUUCAGCAGAGUUUUGUUGAAUGAAACCCAAUUGUAGACAGAAUGUGUCCGACAAUCUAUUUUUGAAAUAUUUCCUUUCUUUAGUCCAGUUAACCUUAAUCACACGUUUGGUUUCAACUUUAAUCCAAGAUGAAUGGUAGCUGGACUGAAUUCUAUGAAAUGACUGUUUUUGCAAUGUUUUGGAAUCCAAAACAUUAACUUGAUAUUCCCCAAUGUUCUACCAAAGCAUUAAAUACUGUAUAUUUAUAUGCUUCUUCCUUCAGUAGAUAGUCUGCUGAAGAUUUCCAACGACUGCAAGCUCUCUUCCCUCCCUCAAAGAAGAUCCAGAUCAUAUAUGCAUAAAAUUCCAGGACAUUUUUCUAGUAUUAUCAAGCAAUAUUUUAGCCCUCUCCAGUUCAUCCAAAUCCUUGGUUCUGGGUCCAUCAGUUGAUGCAUGCCUUUAAGUCAUGAUUGACUUCUAGCAACCCUAAGGCAAAUGUACCACAGGGUUUCCUUAGCAAGAUUUGUUCUAGAGGAGUUUAGCAUUGCCUUCUUCUGAGGUUUUAACAAAUGUGUAAAGCCACCCAAGUGAGUUUCCAUAGCUAAGUGGGAAUCCAAACCCUGGUCUCCAGUCCUAGACCAAAACGCAAAGCCGCUCCCAAUCCAGCUAUCUCUCUGGGUAAUUAGUGUUAUCAAGAGGUCCAUAAUGGGAUAGCCAUCUCUCCUGAAAUAUAUGUACUCUUCUGUAGGAUCUCCAUGAGCAUCGUAAUGCAACUCAGAGUGCAUCAUGGGGUGCAUCAUCCGAAUCUAAUACUGGUGAAGAUGCAGAAUAAUCUUAGGCAGGGGUCCCCAAACCAUCGAAGCUAUUUAUCCGGCCCCCACGGCACAAGGGCAGAAGGGGGUUGGGCUAAAUGACCCAAGGGGUCUCUUCUUCUCUUACAACCCUUAUUAUUAUUAUUAUUUUAUUAUGACACAGCAAACAAGAUAGAUAUGCUGGAUUAUUAUUAUUAUUAAUAAUAAUAAUAAUAAUAAUAAUAAUAACAUUGAGGCUGGGUGGCCAUCUGUCAGGGAUGCUUUGCUUGUGCUUUUGGUGCACAGAGGCAGAAGGGGGUUGGACUAAAUGGCCCAAGGGGUCUCUUUGUUGUUGUUGUUGUUGUUACAGUAGAAUCUCACUUAUCCAAGCUAAACGGGCCGGCAGAAGCUUGGAUAAGCAAAUAUCUUGGAUAAUAAGGAGGGAUUAAGGAAAAGCCUAUUAAACCUCAAAUUAGGUUAUGAUUUUACAAAUUAAGCACCACCAAAACAUCAUGUUUUACAACAAAUUUGACAGAAAAAGCAGUUCAAUACGCAGUAAUGCUAUGUAGUAAUUACUGUACUUACGAAUUUAGCACCAAAAUAUCACGAUAUAUUGAAAACAUUGACUACAAAAAUGGCUUGGAUAAUCCAGAAACUUGGAUAAGUGAAGCUUGGAUAAGUGAGACUCUACUGUAUUAACACUGAGGCUGGGUGGCCAUCUGUCAGGGGUGCUUUGGUUGUGCUUUUGGUGCACAAAGGCAAAAGGGGGUUGGGCUAAAUGGCCCAAGGGGUCUCUUCCAACCCUCUUUAUUAUUAUUAUUAUUAUUAUUAUUAUUAAUAUUGAGGCUGGGUGGUCAUCUGUCAGGGGUGCUUUGCUUUCGGUGCACAAAGGCAGAAGGGGAUUGGACUCAAUGGCCCAAAGGGUCUCUUCCAACCCUCUUUUUUAUUACUGUUGUUAUUAUUAUUAUUAUUAUUAUUAUUAUUUAUUACUGCUCGGUGGCCAACUAUAGUCCGGCCCUCCAGCGGUCCGAAGGAUCAUGAAAUGGCCCCCUGUUUUAAAAGUUUAGGGACCCCUGAUCUUAGGUCUGAUUUUCCAGAUAUUGCACUACAAUUCACAUCAUACUUGAGAUUGGGGGCAGACGUGAAUUGGAGCCCAAGAGUAUCUGGAUGGUCACAGUAUAUCUAUCCAACAUCUGGAACCUCUAGAGAUCCAGUAGGACAGAUAAAGUGACUGAGGUGGUGUGGAAGGAUCUAGAGUAGUGGUUCUCAACAUGGGUUCCUCAGAUGUUUUUGGCCUUCAACUCCCAGAAAUCCUAACAGUUGGUAAACUGGCUGGGAUUUCUCGGAGUUGUAGGCCAAAAACAUCUGGGGAACCCAGAUUUGGAGAAAGUCCAAUUUGGGUGGCCAUUGGCAAGGGUCGUAUUCUGGAUGAUUGGGGUUUGGAACCUAAGGGGCUGGAGGACUUCAUGAUCAUGGAGUGGUUCAGAAGAAGAAGAAGGUUAAGGCCAAGGCAAUGGGGCAAAUACCAUCCAUGGUCAAAGUCUGGGAGAGCUGGAAUUCAAUUUGCUAGGCUCAAACUUGGUGACCAGAGCAGAGGAGAUGAAGGCAUUUUCAUGUCUCUUGUGUUUGCACCAGAGCAUGUUACAAAAUGUUGGACCACUUGCAUAAUUCCACAAUCAGUAGGGCAAUGACAAAUUCUAGCUGGGUUUCUGGGAGUCAGGGUUCUUGUGUGUUUUCCGGGUUGCAUGGCCAUGUUCCAGAAGUAUUCUCUCCUGACGUUUCGCCCACAUCUAUGGCAGAGGUCGUGAGGUAUAUGGAGAAACUAAACAAGGAAGGUUUAUAUAUCUGUGGAAGUUCCUGGGUGGGGGAAAAGAACUAUUGUCUGUUGGAGGCCAGUAUGAAUGUUGUAAUUAAUCACCUUGAUUAACAUUAAAUAGCCUUCCCAGAUUCACAUCCUGGCCUGGGGGAAUCCGCUGUACAGAGCCGUUAGCUGCCCCUGAUUGAUUCAUGUUUGGAAUUCUUCUGCUUUCAAAGUAUUGCUCCUUAUUUACUGUUCUGAUUUUGGAGUUUAAUACUGGCAGCCAGAUUUUGUUCAUUUUCAUGGUUUCCUCCUUUCUGUUGAAAUUGUCCACAUGCUUGUGGAUUUCAAUGGCUUCUCUGUAUAGUCUGACAUGGUGGUUAUUGGAGUGGUCGAGCGUUUCUGUGAUCAGCCCCCAAACCACAAGUAUGAUGUGAACACAGAAAUGCUCGACCACUCCAACAACUAUCAUGCCAGACUACACAGAGAAGCCAUUGAAAUCCACAAGCAUGUGGACAAUUUCAAUAGAAAGGAGGAUACCAUGAAAAUGAACAAAAUCUGGCUAUUAGUGUUAAAAAAACUCUAAAAUCAGAACAGUAAAUAUGGAGCAAUACUCUGAAAACAGAAGAAAUCCAGACAUGAAUCAAUCAGGGGCUGCUAACAACUCUGAACAAAGAAUUCCCCCAGGCCAGGAUGUGAAUCUGGGAAGGCCAUUUAAUGGUAAUCAAGGUGAUUAAUUACAACAUUCACACUGUCCUCCAACAGACAGAUAUAUAAACCUUCCUUGUUUAGUUUCUCCAUACUAUAUACCUCAUAACCUCUGGGGAUCAUCUAUAUAUGUGAUCCCAGCCAUGAAAGCCUUCGACAACACAUUUCUGCGAGUCAUCAUUCAAAUAAUGGAAUUUUUCCAAAUUCUGGUCUCCAUAGACACAUAGAUUUCUCUUGCUGGGUCAGGAGGAUGAUAUUUAAUGGGUUUAACAAAUGCCACGGGUCAUAGUAAGUACGGCUCAGCUUUGCCGUGAAUGAUGAAAUUCAGGGAAGAUGGGCUUUUUUUGUAUGAUAGAAAUAUCUGGCAGCAGUAGCCUGCAAACUAUAUUGUAUUCAAUCUUGUGUACCAGUUACUAAAACUGCGAUAUAAAUAUAUAUCUAUACAUAUUGUAUUCUACAUUAUAGACUUUUGUAUUGAGAUGAUAACAAUACCAAUAAUUAUAUUAGUGCAGCUAGAAGUACAUUAUAAUCAUUAGUGUGAGACAAAAACAUGUACUAGACAGUAUUACUCAAAAAAAUUAUAAUUGACGGUUCUUUUUGUAUUCAUGCCUUAUCAGUAUAAGGGUUAUAUACUCCUUGAAAGGUUAGUGGUGAAAAUGAAUCAUGUCCGAUGACCAUGUUGAACCAAUCCUGCUUCUCUUACUCAGAUCCACAUCAUCGUAACCAAUUUGUCACAACCUGAUCAACUUCAUCACAACCACUGGUACAAUUGCAAAAAAAUUAGUUGCAGUAUAUUACAACUCAAUUGCUUUUAAUGGGACGUAAAUUGCCCCAAUCUCUUAAUUAAAUGGGUGCCACCAAACUGAAUUUUCACUUGGUUUGCUCACAAGAGUAAGAAAAGAUGGAUCAGUGGAUCCUCUCUGGAUCGUUAAUGCAUUUUUAUUUAUUCAAACAGGGCGUUUGGCUACCAUAGGAUGUAAUGAUGCCUUUCUUUUAUAAAGUUACUGUACAACGUGGCCUUUUAGUUCAUUAAACUAUUACAUCAAAUAAACUUGAGAAAUUGUACACGUC